AUGACAAGUCAUAAUGAGAUAUCUGAACAGGAACCAGCUAUGUCUGGCUUGCGGUCAGUGGCCUUCGCUUCAUCAAAUCCUCGGAAUCACCAUCGAGAAGCCAACACGAUCGAGUACCAGUGGCUGGAAAGUGUGGUUGCAUUGACUAUUAUGGUCAACAUUACCCCUGAGUAA
This is a messenger RNA of Fusarium odoratissimum NRRL 54006, 174 nucleotides long. RefSeq lists its product as uncharacterized. The record is from RefSeq and is a predicted model, not a curated record. Bases 1 to 174 code for a protein of 57 amino acids. The transcript has a single exon. NCBI's taxonomy places the organism in Eukaryota, Fungi, Ascomycota, Sordariomycetes, Hypocreales, Nectriaceae.